CUUUUUUUCCACGCUCAUUCACAAUUUUUGUUAUAUUUGGUUUCUCUUGUUAAUUCACACAAAAACAGCGCAUUUACAAGCGGCAAAAGGCCAAGCUCACGCACCAUUCGAUUAUUUAUAUUAGUACUCACUAUCUGGUAAUACAUAGCAGUCAAAGAACAAAAACAGAGGGAACUUUUGCUAAUGGGGAACACGCAAUCGACAGAAGCUGAACCCAGCAAUCGCCGGCACAAUGUCUCGCACCACAGAGCUGGCUCUGCAGAGGGUGCAUCGGGAGCGGCACCGACCGCUAGUGGUGGACUCUCGCACCGUCUUUCGCGGCGGACCAAAACCCCCGGAGCCGGAACAACCACGUCGGCAGCACCUGUGCCGGUAAUACAGGUUUCUGGCGGCAGCGCGGAUGGCCAGAACCAAAAGCAGCGGCAGCAACAGCAGCACAGCUAUCGCAACCAUGCGGCAGGUGUCGGUGCCAUGGACAUGCUGACCCCAGUUGUAGGCUCACCGCUUCCAGACUCUAACAUGAUGAUUCCAGGGCAAGGCAGCGUGGGCAGGGGCGGGCGCAGCCCAGUGCAUAUUGCAGUACCUGAGGUUAUUCCGCAAACACUGCCGAAGCAGGGCGGGUUGGCGCAAAUGAUGGGUGCGCGUAUGAUUGCGCCUGGUGCUGGUGGCCGCUCCCCGCGCAGUGGUAUCUCUGAAGAUCUCCGGCUGAUGGGCAACGCUGGAAUGGCCAUUCCCAGACGCAGGAGCAGUGGGCUUGCCAGCAGCUUUUCUCCAAAUGACGACUGUGUUCGGGCGGAAAAAGUUGUUCCGACGCUAAUCCGGUGGACAGAGCCCGGAGACAUUGUGUAUAUGUCGGGGUCCUUCAUUGAUUGGCAGUACAAGAUCCGGCUGCACGAGAACGACGGCAUGUUUGGUGUGGUCGUUGACUUGCCGGUGGGCACGCACUGCCUCAAGUUUAUUGUUGAUGGCAAGUGGCGUUGCUCCAACCGUUUCAUCAUUGCGCCAGACGAGGACGGCAAUCUGGUCAAUUACUUCAAGGUCGAGGACGUUGUUGAGGAGCAGGACCAGGAGAAGGAGGACAACGUUGAGGGUCUGGAUGCUGCCGCACUGUCUAACUCGCCACCUGGCGAGUACGGCAAUGCCAUUCCUGACCUGGCUAAACUCGCCAGGGAGUCUACCAACAGCAGGCGUAAUGAGCCGCCGUUGCUCCCACCUCACCUCAACCAGGUGCUGCUCAACAGCUCGGAUAUCAGCGGCGAUGACCCCAACAUCCUCCCUGUGCCUAAUCAUGUCGUGCUCAACCAUCUAUACGCUUGCUCGAUCAAAGACAAUGUCAUGGCUGUUUCAAGCACAUCGCGCUACCGGGGUAAAUACAUGACCACAGUGUACUACAAGCCCGUCACGCCCUUGAGCUGAACUAUGCAAAUGAGAUGGCGCGCAUUUUUCUAAUAAAUCAUUUUCAUAUCGUUAUAUUAAUAAUUCCUACACAUUCAAAUAUACAUGC
Molecule: messenger RNA, 1504 nt
Organism: Kickxella alabastrina
Lineage: Eukaryota; Fungi; Kickxellomycota; Kickxellomycetes; Kickxellales; Kickxellaceae
Exons: 1
Coding region: 184-1416 (410 amino acids)
Biological process (GO): signal transduction
Cellular component (GO): nucleus; cytoplasm; nucleotide-activated protein kinase complex
Molecular function (GO): protein kinase binding
Source: RefSeq, a predicted model, not a curated record